Molecule: messenger RNA, 1536 nt
Organism: Plasmodium coatneyi
Lineage: Eukaryota; Apicomplexa; Aconoidasida; Haemosporida; Plasmodiidae
Product: KIR protein
Exons: 3
Coding region: 1-1536 (511 amino acids)
Source: RefSeq, a predicted model, not a curated record
AUGGUACUGACGGUGAAGGAAGGGGAUGAAUUACCUUCCGAGGAAGUGUAUAGAAAAUUCAAGGAAAGUAUAGGUAAUUCUAACUGUAAUUCCGUGGGAGGAAUAAGGAGUAAAGUACAGACUUAUCAUUUUAUUAAAAAAUAUAGUGAUAAAAUUAGCUCUGCCUACUGUUACGCACAGGAAAAUGAGACGGACAAAUUGUCAGAUGAUGAUCGUUGCGGUUUUUUAUACUAUUGGUUAGGUGAUAUAAUGGAAAGUGAGGACAGGAACAAUCGGUUCUCGUUUAUCAUUGGGAACAUGUAUAAUCUACUGCGGCAGCUGGAGCCUAAGUGUAACUGUAAUAAUAUAUACCGUAGUACCAGCGAAACCAUCUUUGAUAAGAGUAGGAAAAUAUUUGAUUAUGAAUAUAACAUUAAAGCUCUACAGAAGAGAGACAAUUGUAGUGAUUAUUCCGAUGGGCAGAAAUAUGACCUCCAUAGGGAAGAAGCUCAAAAGGAAUAUGAGUGGUUAUGUGAAAAUUGUGGGGUAGGUGAUGCUGGGUAUUGUGAGAAAAUCAAAGGGAAAAACAGAGAAUGCAAAAAUAAGGGGCCAGUAGAAUUAGAAUGCCCACGAAAAAAACCUUCUUCUGGGGAUGACUUCGACAAUGAUUCAGCAGCACAGCAGGACGAUGAACCUGAGGAACUUGACGAUCCGGAAGGCAUAUUAGGGAGUACACAUUUGGACCGAGUGAAAUCCAAAUUAAAGCAGUAUGAAGAAUUAAGUGGGGGCUCAGGGGGUUGUGGUAAUGAUAGUGGUAAUAUCCUCCAAAGUGUAAAGAGCACAUUGCAGUCAAAUAUAGGAGUUGAUAAUAAUGCAGAGAAGAUUUUAGGUGCUUGGUGUUAUACGUACGAAAAAAAAAAUGGUAGUAAUCCCAUUAAUGAAUAUUGUGAUUACUUGUAUUAUUGGAUAGGGGAUACACUGUUGAACGGUUCUUUGAGUGUUCGUAAUUUAAAGGACCUUAUGAGUGACCUCUUCCCAAAAUUGAAUAGUUGGAAGUCUAUAAAGGGGUGCGAUAAAAUAGAGACCACUGCUGACGAAAGCGAAUUCAAUCGUAGAAAACAAGUGUUUGAAUACCUCCAACAAUGUAAAAUUAUGAAGGCACAAUUAAAAGGAAACAGUAAAACUCCCCCUACUCAAAAGCCCAAAUGUACGCAAGCUUAUGACACCUAUCUAAAGGAAGUGGUUAACGCUCUUAAGUCUGAAUAUACUAAAUGUAGUGGACCAGAUCGAAAGAGGAGUGUUAGUGAUUCAUAUUGUACCAAUUUUUUAGCAAUGUGUCAACAAUGUAACCCUGAACAACUAUCACAAUUGAAAUGUGAAGUACCCAAAACCGAAGAGUCUAUAGCAUCCAACUAUCAGGCAUCCUCCACUGAGGACACAAUCACCUCCCCAUCUGAAAAUAGCAGCAGUAUCACCCCUACCACUGUUAUAUCUUCCAUAGUCCCAAUAAUAGGACUUCCGUUAACUGCCUUACUCCUUUACAAGGUAAAUAUAUAA